AUGCCAAGAACUUAUGAACAAGAACUAGCUUUCCUGGAGAAAAUAACACCGACAUGUUGGAAGAUAAAGAAAGGUUUCGUCCCAAAUAUGAAUGUUGAGGGUGUUUUCUACGUGAACGAUUUCCUCGAGAAACUCAUGUUUGAGGAACUACGGAAUUUUACUAGAAGUGGAGAUUAUGGUGGCUUUUUACCAGGUAUGAAGCAAAUAGGAAACGUUGCGGCACUACCGGGGAUAGUUUAUCGUUCAGUUGGCUUGCCUGAUGUUCAUUCUGGAUAUGGUUUCGCUAUCGGAAAUAUGGCUGCAUUUGAUUUAUCUGAUCCGAAGUCAGUAGUCUCUCCUGGAGGCGUCGGGUUCGAUAUCAAUUGUGGAGUCCGACUUAUACGAACAAAUUUAAAUUUAAAGGAUGUUCUUCCAGUCAAAGAAAAACUUACUCAAACGUUAUUCGACCAUAUUCCUGUCGGCGUUGGUUCAAAAGGCAUUAUACCGAUGGAUGCUCAAGCGCUUGAAGAGGCUUUAGAAAUGGGUAUGGACUGGUCUCUUCGACAAGGUUAUGUCUGGGCAGAUGACAAAGAACACUGUGAAGAGUAUGGUCGUAUGCUUCAAGCUGAUCCAGCUAAAGUUUCUUCACGAGCUAAAAAACGAGGCUUACCACAACUUGGAACACUAGGAGCAGGUAAUCACUAUGCUGAAAUACAAGUUGUGGAGGAGAUUUUUGACAAACAUGCUGCAAUAAAAAUGGGUAUUGAUCACUUGAAUCAGGUAGUCCUCAUGAUUCACUGUGGUAGUCGAGGAAUGGGUCACCAGGUGGCGACUGAUGCUUUAGUUGCCAUGGAGCGAGCAAUGAAACGUGAUAAAAUAGAAGUAAAUGACAGACAAUUGGCUUGUGCACAUAUCACUUCAGAAGAAGGUCAAGAUUAUUUGAAGGCUAUGGCAGCGGCUGCCAACUACGCUUGGGUUAAUCGGUCGUCUAUGACUUUUCUUGCUAGACAGGCUUUUGCUAAAAUUUUCAAUUCAACACCUGAUGAUUUAGAUAUGCACAUCAUUUAUGAUGUAUCGCAUAAUAUUGCUAAAGUAGAAGAGCAUUGGAUUGAUGGAAAGAUGAAAACUUUAUUGGUUCAUCGUAAAGGAUCAACUCGAGCCUUUCCACCACAUCAUCCCUUAAUUCCUGUUGACUAUCAGCUAACUGGUCAACCUGUACUUAUCGGUGGUACUAUGGGUACGUGUAGUUAUGUUCUAACAGGUACUGAGAAAGCUAUGACUGAAACAUUUGGAUCUACAUGUCAUGGUGCUGGUCGGGCACUGUCUCGUGCAAAAUCUCGACGUAAUUUGGAUUAUACAGACGUUUUAGAACAGUUACGAGAAAAAGGUAUAUCCAUACGUGUUGCUUCUCCUAAACUUGUUAUGGAAGAGGCUCCUGAAUCAUAUAAAAAUGUUACAGAUGUUGUAAAUACAUGUCAAGCUGCUGGAAUAAGUAACAAAGUACUCAAAUUACGUCCAAUUGGUGUCAUCAAAGGCUAG
This is a messenger RNA of Trichobilharzia regenti, 1518 nucleotides long. NCBI's taxonomy places the organism in Eukaryota, Metazoa, Platyhelminthes, Trematoda, Strigeidida, Schistosomatidae. The record is from the annotation of a GenBank genome assembly.